Oreochromis aureus is the source of this 1294-nucleotide messenger RNA. Its product is annotated as G2/M phase-specific E3 ubiquitin-protein ligase-like. The record is from RefSeq and is a predicted model, not a curated record. The transcript is spliced from 11 exons. Lineage: Eukaryota; Metazoa; Chordata; Actinopteri; Cichliformes; Cichlidae. Gene Ontology annotation, molecular function: ubiquitin-protein transferase activity. Bases 113 to 1294 code for a protein of 393 amino acids. Gene Ontology annotation, cellular component: nucleus.
UGACACAGUGCUUUGGUCAAGUCCAGAAAGCAGUACACCAGAGCCUAUACAUCGGUCACCUUCAAUAUCCCAAACAUCUGAUGUGCAAGUUCAGUGUGGUACAGAAUCUCAAAUGGCAUCCACAUCAGGAGAACAUACUACAAGUUACAGUAUCUAUACCAAUAUCUAUGCACCUGUCGUUAUUGACAGCAGUUCUUCAGAUGCUGAGGGAGAGGAGUUGCAAAAGGAAAACUGUGAUGAACCUGAUGGAUUGACGGCUGCAGAUGUCAUCUCAAAUCUGGCUCUGAAGAUCAACAAAACCUCCUGUAGCAGAUUCAACAUUAACAGAGCCAAUGUCUGGGAUGGUGCCUACCGAGGCUUCAGAAGGUCUUCAUAUAGUCCCAACUCUGGCAUGAUGGUGAAAUUCUCUGAUGACGUGGGGCUGGCUGAAGAGGCAAUAGACACAGCUGCAGAUGAAAAUGAAUAUUUCUACACUGGAAGAAUGAUUGCAGUUUCCAUUGUCCAUGGUGGUCCAGGGCCAUGUUGUUUAUCUCCAAACUUCUUUAUGUACCUUGUUGGAAAAGACAAGACAUUCGAGGCACCAAUUGAUGAUAUAACAGAUGAAGAAAUCAAGAAGGCUCUACUAGAGAUAAAGAAUGCAACAUCUCUAAGUGAGCUCCGAGUAAUCACAGAAAAACACUCAAGCAUGCUCCAGACAGCAGGAUGCUAUCGAUUCAUGAGGACACUGGAGGAUAAGAAGAAGGUAGUAGCGGAUUACAUUCAGUGGUACUUCAUCUACCGAAACCAUCUUUCCAUCCAAAGUUUCAGAGAGGGUCUAGCAACACUGGAUUUUCUAAACGCCCUGGAACAGCAUCCUUCACUCUUCUUCUCAUUCAUGUGCUACACUGAGACCAGGCUGACAGCUGAUCUUCUGGAGAACAUCUUUCAUGUGCAAUUUGGUCCACCUGGCAGCUCUAGGCGUCAAGAGGAGACAAGAGUAAUAAGCUACUGGCAAGACUAUCUGCUUUCUGUAGAAGAGAGAAAUGGAAGUCUGUCUCUUGAAGACAUUCUUAUGUUUGCAACUGGACUGAGGGAAAUUCCUCCUGCAGCAAUUCAGCCAAAGCCACGGCUUCUUUUCCAGACCACUUCACGCUUCCCUGUAGCAGAUGUCUGUGCAAAUACUAUCAAGAUCCCAGUGUUACACAGUUAUGAGGACUUCAAGAAGCCAUGGAUUAUGGCAUCCAGAACUCUCCUGGGUUUGGGCUUCCCUAAGAUCUCCAAAUUAAUCAACGUGUUUGUUACAGUACCUAAUUAA